AUGUUCAAAUUAGUACAUAGAUACGGUAUUGCUAAUAAGCGCUUCCUUAACAUAAAUAAGGUAUACACUAAAAAUGUACAUAAAGGUACAAAUGAAAUUCAGAAUCAAAUAAGAAAGAAGCCUACAUUUAGGGAUCUCGUGAAAGCGCCUAUCUUUAAAUCUAUUUUUCUAACGAUUGUGUUUGGUACAGCUAUAGUUGGGCUAAUAGAUAGUCGUAGAGAAUUAGAAACGUUGGAGCAAACUUACAAUUCAAAAUUUGUUAUUUUGGAGGAAAUAAUUGCUAAAUUAGAAAAAGGUGAAAAUGUUGAUAUCCAUCGUGAAUUGAAAUUGGUAAAUAAAUUAACCAAAAAUAAAUACAAUACUGUUACAGAUAUUGAGUUAGAUGAACAGAUAGAUGAAAUUUUAAAAAUGGCUGAAAGUGAUGGUGAUGAAAUACGAAAGGAAUCUACGGAGCCAGAAACACAGAAAUAUGAUAAAUCACAAAUUGAGACAAACAAGUUCUUGUAG
Debaryomyces hansenii CBS767 is the source of this 507-nucleotide messenger RNA. RefSeq lists its product as uncharacterized. The record is from RefSeq and is a predicted model, not a curated record. Bases 1 to 507 code for a protein of 168 amino acids. NCBI's taxonomy places the organism in Eukaryota, Fungi, Ascomycota, Pichiomycetes, Serinales, Debaryomycetaceae. The transcript has a single exon.